AUGUCGGAGACUAGGAUUUACUUCCUCAUACCAGGUCAAGAGAAUCGAGGUUUCUCUUUAUUUUGUUCAAGCUUGGUAGUGGUUCUUCAAUGGAGGUUUAUCGGACUAAAGUCUCACUUCAAGGUUCGAGUUUUGACUAUUCAAAAACCAUUACAAAGAUUCCAAUGGCCAUUACAAGUUAUGUCCAAAUAUCCAUUCAAGCUUCAAAGUUCACAUUUAAAGUUCAUAAGGAUGGCAUACAAAGUACAAUUGCAUCAUUACAAGAAAUUACAACAGAACAUUUUCAUUCAUAAGUUACUUCAUGCGAAACUCCAAAUUCUAGAAAAAGGAUUCGAGCACGUCAUGUAUAAGGCUAUAAACUUGUUGCUUCUAUGUUGA
Molecule: messenger RNA, 378 nt
Organism: Vicia faba (fava bean)
Lineage: Eukaryota; Viridiplantae; Streptophyta; Magnoliopsida; Fabales; Fabaceae
Source: the annotation of a GenBank genome assembly